AUGACUCGCUUCAUUGUUAGCCUUGCCCUCCUACUUCAACUCGUUUCUGCGCAUUUCUCUAUUAAAUACCCUUUCUGGCGUGGCAAUUCCUAUACAUCUCAGUGGACUAGACCAUGCGGAGGUGUCAAUGUGACGACAAACCGAACUGAAUGGCCUCUUGGUGGCGGUUCCCUCCUCAUCACUCCUUCGCACUCCUGGUCAAUAACCUUCGUGAACCUUGGUAUUGGAUCUGAUGAUACAGUUAUAUUCAAUAUUUCUAUGAUCGAAGGUUUCAAUCAAACCGGAAAUGGCGCAUUCUGUUUCCCAAAAAUUCCAAUUCCGCAAGGACUAGGCCUGACCGCUGGGUCUAACGCGAGUAUUCAAGUUGUCCAAGUAAAUGAACAUGGGUCUGCAUUGUAUAAUUGUGCCGAUAUCACCUUUUCCGCUAACGCCACGCUUCUGUCUACCGACUUGUGCACCAAUUCUUCGGGCAUUGGCUGGAAGCCCCUUGGUGCAGAAACAGCCUUAAACAAUACUUCACCUAAGCCCGGGGCGGGAUCUAUGCUUGCAAUCGACAAAUCCAUUCAGAGCUUGGGACUUGGUGCGAUUAUAGCGAUAUUGUUCUGGAACUUGUAUGUCUAGUUCUAGGGCUGUAAAGGGCUGGUAACGUUAAAUUCUUGAGGCUGGAAUAUAAUAUUCCACUAUGGUCGUAUGACAUCGACUGAAACCUGGAUUGCUUGUUAUACCUUCGAGUGGGUGAUUGGCGGCUCCGCUUAAUUUCAAGGAAUGAAUCAAUGUGAAGAUGAGUUGUAUACACUUGCG
Messenger RNA from Histoplasma capsulatum G186AR, 801 nucleotides. RefSeq lists its product as uncharacterized. The transcript has 3 exons. Lineage: Eukaryota; Fungi; Ascomycota; Eurotiomycetes; Onygenales; Ajellomycetaceae. The record is from RefSeq and is a predicted model, not a curated record. Bases 1 to 621 code for a protein of 206 amino acids.